Messenger RNA from Aaosphaeria arxii CBS 175.79, 613 nucleotides. RefSeq names its product UPF0287-domain-containing protein. Gene Ontology annotation, cellular component: mitochondrion. The record is from RefSeq and is a predicted model, not a curated record. NCBI's taxonomy places the organism in Eukaryota, Fungi, Ascomycota, Dothideomycetes, Pleosporales. The coding region runs from base 40 to 279 and encodes 79 amino acids. The transcript has 2 exons.
CUUGCGACCAAGAGGAGAAUCUUCGUUGGCGCAAUCAACAUGCAUCCACAUCUACACAACGACCAAGCCAAGCAUUGCGCGGAGGUGAUUGCCGCACUCGAAGAAUGCCACCAACGAGGAUUCAUAUCACGAUGCUUCGGCGCUUGCAACGAUGCAAAGCAUAAGGUCAACAUGUGCCUGCGCGCGCAGAGACUCGAGCGAACGAGGGAAAACCGAGAGGCGGCCAAAGAGAAGAGGAAACACAUCGAGAAAGUAUGGGCCGAGAUCGACGCAGAGUAAUGCACGAACCUAUACACUUAUAUUAUACCACUGUAACAAUAAGAUCUGUGCUAUGAAGGAGCAUCAUUGGCGCUAUGGGAAAUGAGAAUGAACAUUGAUUGUAUAAUAGCCAGUGCAGAAGCCUACAAAUCUACAUCAUCCUAUGAUGGGUAUCUGUUUAAUAUGAUAGCAAUUCGUCUACCGCCGUUUGGAAAUACUUCUGCCCUAGUCAUCUUCAGGGCGAGUGGGUAUAGGUGUGUUUUCCAGUGGUGUUGUUCCAAGGCUUUCCAAUCCUCUAUUAACUAAGAGCUUGGUUCCAUCUCCACCGCUUGCAGGCAGUGCAGGCAUUCCGGCC